Molecule: messenger RNA, 907 nt
Organism: Diatraea saccharalis (sugarcane borer)
Lineage: Eukaryota; Metazoa; Arthropoda; Insecta; Lepidoptera; Crambidae
Source: the annotation of a GenBank genome assembly
UCUCUAUCUGUAGAAACAAAAUGACUUGUUUUGGGUGACGUGUGUCAUGUCAUACAUUAGUUGUGGUUUUCGCCGAUUUUUAUGGUUUACUGCAAAGUAAAUAUGGAUAUAUUCAAAUUAUCAAUUUUGCCUUUGUUUCUGUUAUUCAAUGUUUCCUCCGCUCUAUAUUUCCACAUAGCGGAAGGGGAACGAAAAUGUUUUAUUGAGGAAAUACCUGAUGACACUACAGUUAUUGUUAACUAUAAGGUUGAACUUUACGAUCCUCGAUCUGGAGGGUUUAUGCCUUCAACACCGGGAAUAGGGAUGCACGUGGAAGUGCGUGACAGCAACGAUCGUAUCGUCCUAUCUCGUGUUUAUUCGUCUGAGGGCAUGAUAUCUUUCACAUCACAUGUGCCUGGUGAACAUGUAAUUUGCAUGUACUCAAAUAGUACAUCUUGGUUCAGUGGAUCACAGCUCAGAGUUCAUUUAGACAUUCAAGUUGGUGAGCAUGCUGUAGAUUAUGCUAAUGUAGCUCAAAAAGAUAAAUUGACAGAACUACAGCUAAGAAUACGUCAAUUGUUGGAUCAAGUUCAUCAAAUAACCAAGGAACAAAGUUAUCAAAGGCAUCGUGAGGAACGUUUCCGACAAACAUCGGAGAGCACUAAUCAGAGGGUGCUCUGGUGGAGUCUUUUGCAGACUGCUGUUCUUAUUGGAAUUGGUUACUGGCAAAUGAGGCACUUGAAGAGCUUCUUUGAAGCUAAGAAAUUAGUUUAAAAUUAUUUAUAACAAGUAGUUGUAUUUUAUCAUUAUUUUUUGUAAUUCUGUUAUAAAGUAACUUAAUUAUUUUUAUCAAUUCACAUUUUGUUAAACUUUCGAUGAAUUCAUGAGUGAUCUGUUUAAAAUUAAAUUUAAAUAAAAUUAAAAUCAA